AUGACGGCCAGCGGGCACGAAUGCCGGCGUAGGCGUACGGAUCACGACGCUAGAGGCGCAAGUGGAAGGAGAGGGCAAACAGGGUCAGGAACAGACGCGGGAACGGACAUCGAUCCCGGAAUGAUUGGUGGUCGAUGGAUCCAGGGUUGGACGCGGGAAGGGGGAGUGUGCGAGCGAGGAGGACGGGCCAGUCAGGCCAAGACUUUGGCAUCUGGACAUGGGAUUUCGAGGCAUGAUGGAUCGACCCAGGGGGUACGGGGGGUCCGGCCGGUGAUGGUGGCAUGGCCGACUGCAUGCUGUGAUAGGACGGUGCCUUGCGAUGCCUCCCUCCUCGGGCUGUUUCGCCCAGCUACUAGCCAGGGACCGAAAAGUGGAGGGUCGUGGCGAUCUCCAGCGCGGGACGGAUGGCUAGAAGGCCCCCCGCCCCUGACUCGGAUUGACGAGAACACGCGCAGCAGGGAGGCUGAGCCGCAGCCCGGCAUGCGAAUGAGCAAAAAGGGGCAGCGGAGCGGGCCAGGUCCAGGUGGUGGUGAUGGCAGACAGGCUACUGCAAGGCACACCAGUGUGAUACGACGCUUCAACGGGGGUGGGGGAAUCGCAUCGUCGAGGGGACACUUGCAGUGCCUAGCUGCGGCAUGCCUCUGGAGGGAGGGAGCGUGA
Verticillium alfalfae VaMs.102 is the source of this 660-nucleotide messenger RNA. RefSeq lists its product with no specific name. The transcript is spliced from 3 exons. Lineage: Eukaryota; Fungi; Ascomycota; Sordariomycetes; Glomerellales; Plectosphaerellaceae. The coding region runs from base 1 to 660 and encodes 219 amino acids. The record is from RefSeq and is a predicted model, not a curated record.